Molecule: messenger RNA, 2821 nt
Organism: Mauremys mutica (yellowpond turtle)
Lineage: Eukaryota; Metazoa; Chordata; Testudines; Geoemydidae
Product: C-type lectin domain family 2 member B-like
Exons: 6
Coding region: 327-926 (199 amino acids)
Source: RefSeq, a predicted model, not a curated record
GCUGCCUGGGGCAGGUGCUUGUUUACAUCGCAGGUUAAAGCGGUUGGGUUUUUUUGUUUCUUUUUUCGGUUCCUGGCUCAGCCGCCCCUGCAGACGGUGGGUUGAUUGCGCCGCUGCUCCUGUCCCACCACAGCGGGGGAGUUGGUUGCGUUCGGUCCAGUAGCUGCCAAGGGCAGAGGAUCUGGCACUGGGAUCUCUGCGGUUGAUUGCUGCCUCCAAAUUGGACCCAACUGCAGCUAGAGAGGAACUGGUCAGAGCCCAGCGCCCGCACUCCAGCGUUCAUCUGUCUCGGUGAGAGAGGAGAGGUGACUAAAGGUGUGGGUCCCAUGGAUUCGGAGCAGUUACCCAAUGGAAGACAAGGUGAUCUGCCUAACAGCAAACUCCAGAGAUCUGUUGGGUGGAAAGCCCCGCUGGCCGUCGGCGUGGUGGUCCUAGUCGUGAUUGUUGCUGUUGCUCUGGUACUUUUGCACGUGAAAUCUCCUCUGGAAUCCAAGCUGCCUCAUGUCUCCACCCCAGUCCAUCUAAAUGUAAGAUUCCCUGCUCCCUGCUGCCCGGACGGCUGGGUCGGGUACAGAGGGAAAUGCUACUAUUUCUCUGAGGGCGAGGGGACCUGGGACUCCAGCGAGAGCUUCUGCUCUUCACUCAAUGCCUCCCUGGCUGGGAUCGACACCGAGAAAGACCUGAAGUUCAUUAUGCAAUAUAAAGGCGUCUCUGAGUUCUGGAUUGGCCUGAAGCGAGAAUCGGCGCAGCUCUGGCGAUGGGUGAAUGGCGAACAGUUCAACAACCUGUUUACGGUAAGAGGAGACGGCGACUGCGCGUACCUGAGCGAUGAUUUUGCCACUUCGUCAUGGUGCUCCACGAAGCGCUACUGGAUCUGCAGCAAACCCGACGGGAUGCAAAGGGAGGACGCGAUGCCGGGGGACUGAAGGGCGAAGGCUGGGAAAACGCCUCAAGGCCCAGCUGCCUGACGCUCCAAACGUCGCUCAAUAAGAUCCUCAACAGAGCUUGACAGAUUCUUUUUGUUGUUGUAAAUAAGCCUCUUUUCUAACCUGCUCUCUACUGUGGCCCCUGUAUAGCCUCUUCGUCCUGGGUGUAUAACUAAGACCCAGUCUACACUUAAAACUCACUCCUGAAUGCUGUAGCUAGGCCGAUGUCACCCCCAGUGUAGACGCAGCUAAGUUGACCUAGCUACCGUCACUGGGAAGGCGGAGUUCCUACAGUGAUGGGAAACCCCCUUGCCCCACUGUAGGAUGUGUCUGCUCUGGGGUUAUGCCAGCGUAAUCUGCUGCCAUGUCCCAAUACUGUGGACAUGGAUUAAAACCCCUUCCCAGCUCCCCCUGCUGUUGUCUGUCCGGGUGCGUCUACACUGCAGUGGGGGUACGUGAUUAAAGCAAUGAAGCUGCAGCAGCACUGGGCUAGUCGCCCAGGUCUUUAUCCAGGAUUCCAGCCUGUGCUGCUGCGGCAUCAUUGCUCCAGUACGAGCUACAUUAAAAUUAGCAUGUGUAUGUCUACACGAAUGGAAACCAAACCCUGUGAUUGCAAUGUGGACACACCCUCAGCUCUGCUGUGCCGGCCAAGCAGGAAGGCAGCACUGCUUGAGGAUAGAUUGAGACAAUCGUAAACAGCAACAGGCUAAGACAAUCCACAGCAAGCAGGGAUGUGAGGCAGCCGCACACAACAUCCUCCCAAAGGAAGGAAGCUGUGGCAAGAGACAAGCAGCCAGGCUGUGGAUUUUCUUCAACUGUUGCAGAACCAGGUCGCUCAUGCUGUCUCCCAACCCUGAGCAACAAAGUUGUGAGUUAAGGUUAAAUGGGACAGGGAUCUGAACUCACCAAUGGGCCCUUUGUUGAGGCUUCUAGUGAUGCCUCCUGCAUAGGGUCGACCUGUGUUGCAUUGUCUUCCAGAUCAAAAUGUGGUAGCUGCAUCUUUGACGGAGAGUCUCCAUUGUGGAGCAAAGAAGAUAAUUAAGGAGGGCCAGAAAUGAGGCGCAGAUUCCAAUGGAAAUCAAAAUGUCUGUAUGUUUGAGAGCGUUUCGGUCUUGCUGGGCUUCUUGAGCCUGGAAAGAGAAGGCCAGGCACGCGUGCAUGCCAGGAGAAGUUCAUAACUAGCUAGGUGUACUAGCAGAAAAGUCACAGAGGCGCGGGCGCCCUGUGAAGAAGCUGUGGAGCUGCCCAGGAGAGGGGAUUACUUUGUGAGAAGGCAUCGGGUUGUGUACUCUGUACUACCACUAAGGAAUUGUGGGUCGCUGUCACCGUUGCAUCCCGCCACAAGAAUUUGCUUACAAACUCAUAGGCAGAGCGAAUGCCUUUUAAUCUCAUUGAGUUAUCUUUCAAGGCGAGUUCGAGGCAGAGAAGCCGAGGUAUGUAGAACCCUUUCAAUUGCACUUGACUUUCCCUGUGAUCAAGUUUUUAAUCAGUGAGCAAAACAAACCGCAAAAUCUGAUUCAGGGUAAGCGGGCUGGUUUCUUGACUUUGAUCUUUGUCUGUAUAAGGGUCAUUUGCAAAUGUUGCUUAAGAGUUUAAUUCCCCUUGGACUCACUUGCCAGCUAAGUUACAAGUACUUUUGUGGAGGACAAGAUGCACAUUUUCCCCUAGUUUGAGGUGGCUGGGUAUUUUCUAGCUGCAUCAUCUGUUCAAACCAUGGCAGCGGAAUCUAAAUAAUUGAAAUAUAUAAAGUCUCACAACUAACGAAAAAUUAAUCGUGUGAUACCAUGGAGUGUUCACUGUUCACCUAUUUAAUGAUUUGCUGUUUACUUCUUUUGUUUUAUAAAGUUUGCUAUGACUUUGUCAGUCCUAAAGCUAACAGUCAAAAAAAGAAAACA